This is a messenger RNA of Caenorhabditis angaria, 255 nucleotides long. Lineage: Eukaryota; Metazoa; Nematoda; Chromadorea; Rhabditida; Rhabditidae. The record is from the annotation of a GenBank genome assembly.
AUGCCAAUGUUGCUGACUGUUUUGCCAAAACUAAUAGCCGCCUUCUUUUAUUAUACCAAUUUUCUAAAUGGUGAUUGGGUUUUGAAUGUUUUAUGUAGUGAUACUGAUUAUAGUUUCAAUAUCUUCGAAAUAAUUCCGUUAACUUAUGUAAUUGCUAAUUUUGACCGAGUCCGACCUUUGUUUUUGUUUUGUAAAAAGAGGAAUAAAGUAUCGGCUGAUGUGACUAAUAUGUCUACUCAGCAACCUGUUCCAUAA